UACAUUCAUAUUAUGCUACUGCAAUAGCAGAGUUAGCCCCAAGAAUAAAAUCUAAGCUUACCUCAUUGAAGAAAAAACUUGUGACUUUGGAGGCCAAUCUCUUACUCGUCGAAUGACAAGAAGUUCCAUUGAUUGCGGUAGAGUGAAGCCGUGAAGCGGAAAAUUUUUGCGUCAGCUCCCGAGGUUUGCUUGCAUCACGCCGCCAAAAGACGCCAUGCAUUCAGUGGUCCACGAAAUAAUAUAAAAGCACUUGCCACUGCUUGCCGCCCAGUUGACAGAAAAAAGAAUGCGAGAUGCAUGGUAGUUAUUUCAAGCUGUUGCUAGUCCUGGGACUGCUGCUGUCCUACUCGGCGGCCAAAAAGAAAGGGUCAUCAUCCGAGGAGGAGGAAGAAGGUGGCGACAAAUUCGAAAAAAAGAAAUUUGGUGCCGAGGAACACAAGGGUGAGCACGGUCACAAGGAGCACAAGGAGUGGGAGGAGGACGAGAAGAAGCACCACGAGCUGGAGGAUCACGAACACCACCACGGCGACAAGGGGUCCAAGAAGAAAAAGCACUACGACGAGAAGCACGAGCACGGUGAAAAGCACGAGCACGGUGCCCACAAGAAGGGCGGAAAGCAUCAUCACAAAAAGAAGCACAAGAAGGGGCACAAGGAGCUGGAGUACCACAAAAAGUUCAACAAGGAUGAAUACAUUAAGGAAAAGAAGUUCUACGAUGACGAGCACAAGGGUGGCCAUCACAAGAAGUACGGAAAGGAGCACCACCAUCAUGCCGAAGAACACGGCGAGCAUAAGAAGGGUGAAAAGCACGAGGGCGGCAAGAAGAAGGGCCACAAGAAGCACCAUGGUCACUACAAGAAAGGACACCACGACGAGGAUCACAAGAAAUACAAGAAGGGUCACAAGCACGCCGACAGCUACGAGGAAAAGAAGGAGCAUGGCGAGAAGGGCUCCAAGAAACAUGGCCAAAAGCACUACAAGAAAAAAGGCGGCAAGCAUUGAGGAAAAAGAAGAUUAGGGGAGCUAUCUACAUGACAAUCUUUUAUAACAAAUUUAUGGUGUGCAAAUCUGUGUUGCUAAAUAAAAUUUGGGAAAAGGUUCAAUAAGUUCCGUUUUUAUUUAUUUAUUACAGUGUUACGUACAUUCUCUUUAAAACGUUCAACAAAUAGUUGAGAUUAAUUGAGAUUUCUUGGAAAACAUAAAUAAGCUACAGAGAAAACCUAGGUAUUGAGAGUUGAUGUUGUAUUUUAUAUAUUCGUUUUUCUAGUUUACUUUUCUUUCUUGCAAAAUAAGAAUAAUUUUCUUUUAAAAACAAAAAAACAACUAUGUUUUCCUAAAAGAAAUCAUGACUUAAUCCCCGGGAUUUCAGGGAAAUGGAGUAAAAAAUAAAAUAAAUAACUUAAUUUUAAGUUUUCCC
Drosophila kikkawai is the source of this 1416-nucleotide messenger RNA. NCBI's taxonomy places the organism in Eukaryota, Metazoa, Arthropoda, Insecta, Diptera, Drosophilidae. The record is from RefSeq and is a predicted model, not a curated record.